AUGGGCGGCGGCGACGGGGCCGCAUUGAAGCGGCCGGGGGACGGCGCCCGCCUCCAGCGCGUCCUCGGGCUCGGCUCCCGCCGGGCGCCCCGCUCCCUGCCCGCUGCCGCCGCCGGGGGCCCCGCGCCGCCCCCGCCGGGCCAUGCGAGCGCCGGCCGCGCCGCGAUGAGCUCGCACAUCGCCAAGAGCGAGUCCAAGACGUCGCUGCUGCGGGCGGCGGCGGCCGCGGCGGGCGGGGGCGGCCGGGCUCCCCGCCACGGCCCGACCCGGGAGCCCGGGCUGCCCGGCCGCCGGCUGCCUGGCGCUUGCCCGAGCACCCCGCCGCCGUCCGGGGACCCCAGUUCCCGGAGGCCCCUGUGCCGGCCGGCGCCGCGCGAGGAGGGCGCGCGGGGGCCCCGGCGGGGGUCGGCCGCCCCGGCGCGCUGCAGGCCCCGGGAGGCGCCCCGACCCGCGCCGCCCUCGCCAGCGCCGCCGGUCCGCGGGCGGGACGGGGAGGCUCGGGGGCCGUCCCCGGACCUCGGCCUCCGGGGCCGCGGGAACUCCGCUGCCUCCGCGGGGACCGAGGCGGACCCGGUCCUCCACCGGCUGCGCCCCAUGCUCAGCUCCGCCUUCGGCCAGGACAGAUCACUUCGGCCAGAGGAGAUCGAAGAGCUCCGAGAGGCCUUCCGAGAAUUUGACAAGGACAAAGAUGGUUAUAUCAACUGCCGGGACCUGGGGAACUGCAUGCGUACUAUGGGCUACAUGCCCACGGAGAUGGAACUCAUCGAGCUGUCUCAGCAGAUCAACAUGAACCUGGGAGGCCAUGUGGACUUCGAUGACUUUGUGGAGCUUAUGGGACCUAAACUCCUGGCAGAGACAGCAGAUAUGAUUGGAGUAAAGGAACUGCGGGAUGCCUUUCGAGAGUUUGACACCAAUGGUGAUGGGGAAAUAAGCACCAGUGAAUUGCGAGAGGCUAUGAGGAAGCUUCUGGGUCAUCAAGUGGGACACCGAGACAUAGAAGAAAUUAUCCGAGAUGUAGAUCUCAACGGGGAUGGACGAGUGGACUUUGAAGAGUUUGUCCGGAUGAUGUCCCGCUGAGGCCUUGAGGGCCCCUCCAGGACUGCCAAGCCCCCACAGGUGGGGCGAAGAGGAGCAGGAACUCGCUCGCCCCGCUGUAGCCGCCGAGAAGCCCAGGAUGUACUGGCGGAAGGGGCCUGCCUGCACCCCGGGGACGUACCCGCCCCGGACCCCCACCCCUCCGCACUGUGAAAGACUCCUGCAACUGGAAAGGGGGCGCCCGCCGCCGAGGAGGCCACCGUGCCAAGCCGGCAGAGGUCACGCCAGGCGCCAAGUGCCAUGUGCCCAGCCCGCUGCUGGCUGGGUGGGCGGGGGAGCCUGCCAGCAGACCCCACACAGCAUGUCUGCCCCAGGGGCAGAGCCUCUGGCUGCCCUCCUUAGCUCUAUGCCUGUCCCAGCUCGCCUCAGCCCUGUGAUCUCAGAACCAAUAAACA
Messenger RNA from Dipodomys spectabilis (banner-tailed kangaroo rat), 1490 nucleotides. RefSeq names its product calcium binding protein 1 (gene Cabp1). Lineage: Eukaryota; Metazoa; Chordata; Mammalia; Rodentia; Heteromyidae. The transcript has 6 exons. Bases 1 to 1077 code for a protein of 358 amino acids. Gene Ontology annotation, molecular function: calcium ion binding. The record is from RefSeq and is a predicted model, not a curated record.